CGCCAUCUCUGGGUAAACAGUGGAAGCGAAUCACGCAGCAGAUAAUAUUGUGGCGUGCGGAGCGGAGCGGGAGCAGGAGCGCGCGACAAACAGCAGCAGCAGCAGCAGAAGAAGCAAAGCAGGAGGCAGGAGGCAGAAGGCGGGGGCUAUGCUGCCUGCUACAGCGGACAUACACGGCGUUUGUGCAGGACUGACGCUUUGUUCGCCCCGGACUGUCACCCCCCCAGAGCCCGCACUGACAUCUCGCCGCGCUCGCGCGCCGCUCCGGGGGACGGGACCGCACGCUCCGAGUCCGAUGGGAUUUUAAUGGUGCAGACGGCGGGACGCGCUCGCCUGUGCACGGCCAAGGGGAACUGUGGUGCGCUCGGUAAUGUUUGCCAGGGAAUAAAGCGGUGUAGCCGAAGGUGCACAACAUCUCGUUUCCAUGGACAACACGUCCAUAAUAACACAGGUUGCAAAUCCGAAAGAGGAGGAGAGCAUUUCUUCAAGUCCAGAUAAAGUCUCCCAGUCCAACAGCAGCCUAAAGAAGCACCGCAGUCGGAGCAUAUUCAGCCCCUUUUUCUGCUGCUUCCGUAACUACAAUGACUACCGUGUGGAGCCGCCGCCCGCCAACAACAAGACACUCUCUCUGCCCCCGCCGCCGGAGGAGAACGGCAGUCCUCCCAAGUGUGACCAGGUCCAGGUCAUCCCCAUACCCAGUCCUCCAGCCAAGUUCCUGCUGCCGGAGGUCAGUAUAGCGGACUAUGGCAAGAACUGCGUGGUGAUCGACUUGGACGAAACACUCGUGCACAGCUCCUUCAAGCCCAUCAGCAAUGCAGACUUCAUCGUUCCGGUGGAGAUUGACGGCACUGUACAUCAGGUGUACGUCCUCAAGAGGCCUCACGUGGACGAGUUCCUCCAGAAGAUGGGGGAGUUGUUUGAAUGCGUCCUCUUCACAGCCAGUUUAGCCAAGUACGCCGACCCCGUGGCGGACCUGCUGGACCAGUGGGGGGUGUUUCGAGCCCGGCUCUUCAGGGAAUCCUGUGUUUUCCACAGAGGAAACUACGUCAAAGACCUCAGCCGGCUGGGCCGAGAGCUCAGCAAAGUCAUCAUCAUAGACAACUCACCUGCCUCCUACAUCUUCCACCCCGAGAACGCCGUUCCGGUGCAGUCCUGGUUCGAUGACAUGACGGACACGGAGCUGCUGGACCUCAUCCCUCUGUUCGAGGGCCUCAGCAAGGAGGAGGACGUUUACAGUCUGCUGCAGAGCCUGAGGAACAGGUAGCAGACGGCGGCUCCAGCUGGCCCCCACCUCGCCGCCGCCGCCGCAGCCAGCAGCCUCGCUCCCGUCCCACCGUCAGCUCCCGGCGCGGCUCUCCCAGUCGGAGGCUUUCAGGCAAAAUGAUCACGAUCAAAUCUAGAGAAAGCAGCAGAACGGAAUCUCUCACCGUCUCUGGAUUCUCGGACUCUUUGUACAGGACUCGGACUGAGUGAAGAUUAUAUUCCUGUAUGUACAUACAUAAAUGUUUCUAAGAGCAAGACGUACAUAAAGUAAUUUUUCUAACAGAGAACGGAGGUUUUACUAUUCUAUCAAGUAAUAUUUUAGUUACCAAAAACAAUCAAACACACAGAACAAUGUUUUAUUGUUUUUUUUCCUAGAAUGGACGACCUUUUUUUUUUGUUUUUUUGUUUGUUUUUGUGUUGAACAGUGCUAUGCAGGCUGUUGUUUCACGUCUGACUUUUUUGUUCAAACGACUGUGAUUUAUCUUCUCUAACAGAAUGAAGUGCCUUCAUUACUGUGCUGAUUUUGUUGCGUCGGGUUACGGCGUGCAGACCUUUAUGCUGCACAUCUACUCAAAUCUCCAAAAGUGUAUCAAUUAAAUCUUAAAAUUGAAGUUGGGAAAUGAGUCUUUGAUAACUGUCAUGUAAUCUGAGAAUCUAGACCCCGAGAUCUGGGUGAUUUUUUGAUUUUGAGUUUAGUAGCAUUGAAUUGUUAAAUUUACCAAAGAUUUGAACAAUUCAAUGUGAUUGUGACAAAAAAAAAAGACACUAUUUGAUCCUUGACAGUGAACGUGAAUCAAUCCUUGAAAACGCUGAAUCCCCCAUUU
Salarias fasciatus (jewelled blenny) is the source of this 2087-nucleotide messenger RNA. It is a transcript of the gene ctdspla, whose product is annotated as CTD (carboxy-terminal domain, RNA polymerase II, polypeptide A) small phosphatase-like a. Bases 425 to 1264 code for a protein of 279 amino acids. Gene Ontology annotation, molecular function: RNA polymerase II CTD heptapeptide repeat phosphatase activity. The record is from RefSeq and is a predicted model, not a curated record. Lineage: Eukaryota; Metazoa; Chordata; Actinopteri; Blenniiformes; Blenniidae. The transcript is spliced from 8 exons.